AACAAGACCCAACCUCUUCAACUCAAAACAACAGACUUAAAACGAUGGAAGCUAUCUCUCAAAGCUGCACAAAGAUCAUCAUCAACCCAUCUCCGAGAACUCAUAAAACACUAGUUUCGACUUCGGCAAUCUCACAAACCAAGCUGAGCCUUACAGCCAAGAAGGGGAGGUGGUCUGAUGCAGCUAGAUGCGUGGCUUCAGGGUCGAGCUAUGCGGCGGCAAUGGAGCCAAUUACGCCGGAGGAAGAGGAGGAGCUGACUCAAAGAAGAGGGAUAUGUGGGGGAGAAGCAAACAGAGGAGUAUGGGAACUCUUGGAGUGCCUCGAGAAAGAAGCUAUCAUGGGGGACGAUGAUGGUAGAGACCCUACGGAUUACAAUAGAAGAGCAAAGAUUUUCGACAAGAGUUCUAAGAUCUUCAAGAACUUUAAAGAAGAGAGAGAUCAGUAUCCUGUAGAGUACCUUGAGAAGGAAGCUAUCAUGGGGUCAGAUGAUGGGAGAGACCCUACAGAUUACAAUAGAAGAGCAAAGAUUUUCGACAAAAGUUCUAAUAUCUUCAAAAACUUUAAAGAAGAGAGAGAUCAGUCUCCUGUAGAGUACCUUGAGAAGGAAGCUAUCAUGGGGUCAGAUGAUGGUAGAGACCCUACAGAUUACAAGAGAAGAGCAAAGAUUUUUGACAAGAGUUCUAAGAUCUUCAAGAACAUCAAAGAACAGAGAGAUCAAUCUCUAGAAUAAAUAAAUAUAGAAAACUGUAGUUUGUUUGUAAUGAUCUCUCAUUAGUGUUUGAUUCCUUGUACUGUUGUACCUGUACUUUUUUUUGUCAAGGAUCCUCUCAUUGUAACACGAUCUUCUUAAUAAUGGACAUUUCUUUUGAAUA
Molecule: messenger RNA, 873 nt
Organism: Camelina sativa (false flax)
Lineage: Eukaryota; Viridiplantae; Streptophyta; Magnoliopsida; Brassicales; Brassicaceae
Cellular component (GO): chloroplast
Source: RefSeq, a predicted model, not a curated record